Molecule: messenger RNA, 690 nt
Organism: Cyprinus carpio (common carp)
Lineage: Eukaryota; Metazoa; Chordata; Actinopteri; Cypriniformes; Cyprinidae
Product: neural cell adhesion molecule L1.1-like
Exons: 3
Coding region: 256-690 (144 amino acids)
Molecular function (GO): protein binding
Source: RefSeq, a predicted model, not a curated record
UACCAAUAGUUUAUGCAGUAAUUUAAUGCUGGUUAACGUUAAUGUAAGAAAUUGCAGGAACAAUAGUAAAUAGCAAUAGACAAAAAGCUCCCUCAAAUGUUGAAGGAGGGAAGUAGUCCAAAAACCUAGUGCAAAAUCACAUUCAGGUCUGCCUCCGUUCUGGCUAUACAGAACAUCCAUUUAUAUAUAUAUAUGUAUAUAUACUUUAUAGGUAAAAUAGAAUCUUUCUUUUGUAUUUCACAUUGAUGGAGUAAAAUGGCUCAUGAAUGUGGUUUCAUGUUAUUGUCUACAGACAGAACUAAGAUUGUGGACCCUCCCCAGGAUCUACGGGUUUUACGUGGAAAUGAUGCUGUUUUACACUGCAAAUUUACAGUGGACCGCAAGUUAAAACAACCCACGAUUCAGUGGAAGAAGGACAAACACAAGAUCACAUCUUCUGAUAAUGAUGACAAAUACAGUGAAUACUCCGACGGCUCUCUGAAGAUCACUGACGUUCAGAUGGAGGACUCGGGAAGCUACAGCUGUGAGAUCAGCACUAAACUGGACUCGGUCAGCGCCACCGGCUCCAUCACCGUGCUGGAUAAGCCUGCUUCUCCUCACUCUCUGGAGUUGUCUGAAAAGAAGGAGCGUAGUGUCACGCUGUCCUGGAUGCCAGGCGCUGAAAACAACAGUUCUGUAUCUGGUAAUUGA